AUGUGUCCUUAUGACUCCACAGUCCUGGUUCUGUUGGCUGUCGCCGUGGCAGCAGAGCAGAAGAGGGAAGCUGAACCCCAUUACGGACAUGCUGGACACUACGCCACCCUUACCGUGCUUAUGGCUAUGGCUACGGCGUCCCUAGAGGUCAUGUGCAAAUUCUCGGUUUAUAUUACCUCGUAUGACAAGCUGACAUAUGAGGGGAAACGGAUUACUGAACAUAGUUUUCCGUAUGACACACCCAUUCACCUUGAAUCGUCGAGAAGGGAGAAUAUGGACGAUUGUUCAUGGACAAACGGAGGCGAGGACACAGGUGUUGUGGGCGGAGUCAGAUGGUAUAUAAGUCGUGUCCAUCCUUCCUUCGCCACUCCACACCCUGAAGCCUCCGCCAUGAAGUUCCUGGUUCUAGUUCUGUUGGCUGCCGCCGUGGCAGCAGAGCAGAAGAGGGAAGCUGAACCCCAUUACGGAUAUGCUGGACACUACGUCCACCCUUACCGUGCUUAUGGCUAUGGCUACGCCGUCCCUGGAGGUCAUGUGCAAGUACACGCUGUAGGGAAACGUGAAGCCGAACCAGAAGCUGAACCACAUUACUACGGAGGACACUAUGGAGGCUACGGCUACCCCUACGGACAUCUCUAUGCCCCUCACGCCCACUCCUACGUCCACACCCACGGCAUCGGCAAGAGGGAGGCUGAGGCCGAACCAGAGCCUCAUACGGAGGCUAUGGCUAUGGCCUUUACCGACCCUAUGGUUUUGGCCUCUACCGUCCAUUUGGCUACGGCCUUUCCGACCUUUUGGCUAUGGAUACUACGGGUAAAUCAUUUCCGUCAUAUUCCCAAUAUCGAAAAAAAAAUAAAGACAUGCAUUGACUCUGCUCUUAUUUCCAAAUCCAUGAACAAUGAAUACCAUGUUAUUAAUAACAAUGAGAUACACGUGGAGAAUUUAAAUAUUAGAACCCCAAGCUAA
Messenger RNA from Penaeus vannamei (Pacific white shrimp), 966 nucleotides. The record is from RefSeq and is a predicted model, not a curated record. NCBI's taxonomy places the organism in Eukaryota, Metazoa, Arthropoda, Malacostraca, Decapoda, Penaeidae.